AUGAAUCAGGCUACGUUGCGGGCCGCAACUUGCGGCCAACAAGUCUACGACACCAGACGUGGACAAUGCGAGGGCGAGGAAGCAGACAAGCUGCUUUCCUUUUUUCCCACCAUCGCGCCCAUCCACGUGCGCACCUCCAUUGUCGGACUGGCACAGGCCGUCUCUUCGUUCGCGGCGACGCUGAACCAGCCACCAAACCACUACAUCCCUGAACAGAACGGCAGUCGGUUCAAGACCAUGGUCGCGGAGCACAACAAGUGGGUCAUGUUUGAGUGCGAGCCAUCCAUCUGGGUGCUGGCGGUUGUACGGAAGUCCUGGGCGGGUGGCACCUGCACCAAUGCCGCCUUCAAGGCAUUGCUGACGAGCAUGUACGACGUGUUCGUACUAUUGCACGGCAGCAUGGACACCCUGUUGGAGCAGGAUCCUACGGGUUUCGCGCUACGUCGUGUGCUACAGCCCCUUUUGGACGAGAUUGGGUUCCGGCUACUGCGCCCUGAAGCUGCAGCUUCCCGCGAGCCGGGUGGCCAUGUGGGCCUCCUGGCUAACCCCUUGGCACCCCACUGCCCGGGGACGGUGCCCCUCAUCACCACCUCGCAUCACACAUUCUUGGCCGUACAGAGCCUGGUCAACCAGCUGCUAGUGGCUUCCUUCUACGGCUCCCGACUGGUGGCGGGAGUGAUGGUGAUGUGGGGGGGAGGAGGGGCGGUGUGGAGCACAUUGUCAGCUCAAGACACGGCGGCUUUGAGCACGUUGGCGACCAGGGCGCUGGUGCCGGCGGCUAAGGCGGCACAGAAGAGCCGCCCCGGGGGCGCCGGCGCUAGCGUCACAGCCAUCGCUAGCAACGGCAGUAGCGGCGGCGGCGGCGGCGCGGCCGCUGCUGCCGGUCCUGGUGAGACGGCGUACGAGACCCUGCUUAGCCCGCUGCAAUGGCGCGCCGGCGGCGGAAUCACAUCCGCGCCGCCACCGCCACCGGCGGCGCCGUCGUCCUCGGCGGCAGCAGCGGCGCUGUCGCCAGCAGUAUCCUCCCUGGCGGCAAUGGCCGCAGGGCUCGGCCUAACGUCAACUGCCGCCGCCGCCGCCGGUGGUGGCGGCUCCGGAUCGGCAAUCGGCGGCGGCGGUGGCGCCAUGUUCGGGCCGUCGACGCCAGCUGGCAUCAGCUUGGCGGGCAUCCUUGGUUUCGGAGUCGGUGCUGGCGCAGUGCCGGCGACGGUAGCGGCGCCGGCGCUGCCUGUUUCAUCAUCCGCAACCGCCGGGCCGCCGUCUUCUGCGUCGUCCGCGUCGGCGCCUGGUGCUGGCGGCGGUAGCACGGGAUCCGCCCUUCCGCCGUUCUUGUCGUCCUUUCUGCGGCCGCGUCUGCGUCCCUCCCUGUACUCAUCCGCUCCCGGGGGGGCAUUGCCGCUGGACACCCCGCUACCCAUGACGCAAGUGUGGCUCAGGCUGCUGCCGUACCACAGGGGUCAGUUGCUCGUCCUGGCAUUGCUGCACGACGGGCCGCCGCCGGGUACGGAAGUCCUGGCGGCGCUGGCGGCCGUGCUGGGUCGCGGAGCCGGGCCGGCGGCGGCGGCGCUGGCGGCUGAGAUUCCUGCCCGCAGCGUGUGGCAUGAAAAGGGCCACCGGUACUGCUUCACAGACUCCCUGUGUCAUGUGACUCGCUACUCGCCCCUCAAGAAGGUUCUGACGCUGUCCACAGCCGCAGCAGCAGCAGCCAGCAGUGUUGCAGAUCGAACUACGGGCGCCGGCGACAGCGAGCUGGUUGUCCGUACCGGGUACGAUGCCUGGCUAGUGCUGCGGUCGGCUCCAGGGGGCAGGCGGCUCUAUGCGGCUUCGGAGCAGGGCCACCUGGCGGACUUGGCGUUGACUCAGGGCGUGGAGCCGUCGCUGGCGGCGGCUGUAGCUCCCACAGAUGCCCUGAACCGCUUUAACUCAGUCGUCUGUCAUUUGCACUUGCCGACGACGACGAACGCUCCCGAGCGCGCCAACAGUAUGGCGUCGCUAUUCGGGGCGUUUGCCCUAGGCGUUGCAGCUGCUCUAGGCCUUAGGGAAGAUGCUUCCCAACCAGAGCCUUAUGCCCUGCUAAUUUUUCCCGUAGGCUUUAACCCCCCAACGGUGGCUAUCGGCCUCUGCCAUUCCGCAUCUAAGCCGGAGGGCAAGAAAGACACCUUGCGCAACAUCGAGCAGACACGCGAGUUUGUGGUCAACGUCAUCAGCGAGUGGUUUGUGGAGGCCGCCAACCACACAUGCGGUGACUACCCGCCGGGGGUGGAUGAAAUGAGGCUAGCAGGACUUCACCCCAUGCCCUCAACCAAGGUGAGACCUCCCCGUGUGGCGGAGUCAGCCGUCCACCUCGAGUGCCGAGUGCGGGACAUCCACAUUGUGCGGGACAGCUCCGGAACCGUUACAACGUCCAUCGUGAUCGGUCAAGUGGUCGCGUUCCACGUCGCAGCCGCCGUAGCAGGUCGCAGUCCUUCGGGAAAGCUCGUGGUGGAUCUCGCACGUCUGGCGCCAGUGGCGCGAUGCGGCGGCGUCACGUACGCGCGCUGUACGGAGUUGUACGACAUGGCGCGCCCAGACAAGCACGGGCAGUACCCGAAGCCGCCCUCAGCAGCAGCGCCGGUGGCGGCGGCAUCGACAGCGUCGCCAGCACCCGUUGCCAAGACCACCAAGAUGCAGUGA
Molecule: messenger RNA, 2673 nt
Organism: Volvox carteri f. nagariensis
Lineage: Eukaryota; Viridiplantae; Chlorophyta; Chlorophyceae; Chlamydomonadales; Volvocaceae
Exons: 15
Coding region: 1-2673 (890 amino acids)
Biological process (GO): vesicle-mediated transport
Molecular function (GO): FMN binding
Source: RefSeq, a predicted model, not a curated record